CGUGAAACCGCGCGUUAUGGAGGACGAGGUUCGUCUCGCCGAGGACGGUGAGUUUGCUCCGCCCGUCGUCGAGGAGGUGUUCGUUCGCGAGGAUGCAUUGACUGUGGAGGCGCUUCAGGGGAAAAGUGGACGAAGGAAGGCGAGGGUGCCGAAGAAAAAGAAAGUCGUCCGCGACGAUGAUGCCGGUGGCGGUGAGGAUGAGAACGAACCGAAAGAAAUGAAGGUACGAAUGGCCGAUGACGACGACGACGAUGAAGGCGAAGAUAGCGUAGAUGAAGAAGAAGAAAAAGAAGACGAUCAUUGCGAAAGGGAUGAGGACGCAGGAAAGUCGGAAGAAGACCAGGUUGAUAAAGGUGAAGAUCUGGCAUUGCAGAUUGAGGGAGACGUUGGCGAAACGAAAGUGACACGCGGAUCAGAUUCGUUGGCUGCCAAAAAGACGGUAGCGCAAGGGAUGAUGGACAUCGCUUUAAUAACGGCAAACGCAAACCAACUGAGAUACAUCCUCGCCUACAACCAAGGGAGCUCGACCUACUACAUAAACGUCGUCCUCCUCUCGGCGUCGCUGAUGCUCCAGGUCUCCGUCGGGCUAUGUCUCGUGUUACGUGGCCGUUUGGACCUGAAGGGCAACUCCGAGAAGUCCCAGGCGAAGAAACUGAACAACUACAUCGUAAUGGGGGUGUUUCUGAUAACGAUAAUUAACGUUUUUAUAGCGAGCUUUACGGUGACAACCGAAUCCAGCUCGUAAACUUUAUUAUAAUGUAAACGUCAGCAAUAAAU
Photinus pyralis (common eastern firefly) is the source of this 777-nucleotide messenger RNA. RefSeq names its product nuclear polyadenylated RNA-binding protein 3-like. Gene Ontology annotation, cellular component: membrane. Bases 17 to 745 code for a protein of 242 amino acids. Gene Ontology annotation, biological process: tissue regeneration; cell adhesion. The transcript has 6 exons. The record is from RefSeq and is a predicted model, not a curated record. NCBI's taxonomy places the organism in Eukaryota, Metazoa, Arthropoda, Insecta, Coleoptera, Lampyridae.